Molecule: messenger RNA, 3966 nt
Organism: Paramacrobiotus metropolitanus
Lineage: Eukaryota; Metazoa; Tardigrada; Eutardigrada; Parachela; Macrobiotidae
Product: kinesin heavy chain-like
Exons: 16
Coding region: 358-3624 (1088 amino acids)
Biological process (GO): mitotic spindle organization; microtubule-based movement
Molecular function (GO): microtubule binding; ATP binding; microtubule motor activity
Source: RefSeq, a predicted model, not a curated record
GGCCCAACGCUGAAUCCUGAUAGACUAUUUUCGCUGUUUUGACGGUUUGUGUGAUUGACGUUGUUGAACUUCGGAGCAGGACCCCGUUUCACUUCUUUACUGAUAAAAGUUGGACAGCUUACGUCGCGGUUUUCAGCAGGAUCUGCGUAGGGAAGAAUCUCCCACCCCGCCAUACCUUUUCACUCCCUGGAUAUGCGCAGGACGUGUUAGAACGCGAAGUUUGCCCAGGCGUUGGCUUUUUGCUUGAGACACUACUGUCAGCUUUCAUUUUGUCAACUUUCGUGAGUGCCGCCAUUCUGUGUCAUAUGUAAUCUGGGGAGCGUAAUUGCAUCCGUGUUGUGACUCCCGUUGACCGUCAUGUCCCUGUCUUCCGUCGCCUCCUCGGAUAUCCCGGGCGUCCUGGAGCACGAUCCCGCCUUGUGCAACAUCAAGGUGGUGUGUCGCAUCCGGCCCCUCAACGACGCUGAAGAACGCACGGGGUCACAGUUCGUUAUCAAGAACAUUACGGAUGAUGCGCUCAUGUGUGGGGGCAAACCGUUUAAUUUCGACCGGGUAUUUCACCCGAAAAGCGCCCAGGCAAAAGUAUACGCGGAAACUGCCAGGCAGAUUGUUGUUGAUGUGCUUUCCGGUUACAAUGGGACGAUUUUCGCGUACGGACAGACGUCCAGUGGGAAGACGCAUACGAUGGAGGGUGUUUUGGGGGAUCCGGAUAAUCAGGGAAUUAUUCCCCGAAUUGUCCAGGAUAUAUUCAGUCACAUCUACAGCAUGGAUGAGAAUUUGGAAUUCCACAUCAAGGUCUCAUAUUUCGAAAUAUAUAUGGACAAGAUCAGGGAUUUGUUAGAUGUAUCCAAAAGUAAUUUGGUCGUCCACGAAGAUAAAAACCGUGUUCCUUACGUGAAGGGUGUGACGGAACGUUUUGUCUCUAGUCCCGAGGAAGUGAUGGAUGUGAUAGAUGAGGGCAAGGAGAAUCGGCAUGUAUCCGUGACGAACAUGAACGAGCACAGCUCACGUAGUCACUCUGUCUUCCUCAUUGAUGUCCGCCAGGAGAAUUUGAAGACGCAGAAAAAGCUUAGCGGCAAGCUCUACCUGGUAGAUCUAGCGGGCAGCGAAAAGGUCAGCAAGACGGGAGCUGAAGGCAGUACUCUGGACGAAGCCAAAAACAUCAACAAAUCCCUUUCGGCCCUCGGCAACGUUAUCGCCGCUUUAGCGGAAGGCACGAAGUCGCACGUUCCUUAUCGAGAUUCCAAGUUAACUCGUAUUCUGCAAGAAUCUCUCGGUGGUAACGCACGUACUACCAUUAUCACCUGCGUUUCUCCGGCCAGCUACAACGAAUCGGAAACGAAAUCCACGUUACUUUUUGGUCAACGUGCGAAGACCAUCAAGAACACAGUUGUGGUUAACGAGGAGUUGACGGCAGAGGAAUGGCGCCGAUUAUACGAGAAAGAGCGCGACAAGGCCAGCAAGCUCCGCUUGUACGUCAGCAAACUAGAGACGGAGCUGAAUCGGUGGCGAGCGGGCGAGAAGGUGGGCAAGGAAGAGCAGCUGUCCCUUGGGCAGCUGGCGGCGUUGAUGAGUGCCUCCACCACGUCGCUGCCGGAAGUGGCCAGCACGCCGCCCAGCCAAACUGCUUCGCUGCCGUCGCUGGAGAACGCCGCUAAGUUGGCCGAGAAGGGCACAGCCGAGGCGCAGAAAGAGGUCACCGCGAAGGACAAAGACGCCUUCGAAAAAGAGCGCGCCGAUCUGUACCGCCAGCUAGAUGAGAAGGACGAUGAGCUAUCCGCGCAAUCGGAGAACCUGAACAUGUUAAAGGAGCAGUUGCUGGAGAAGCAACAAGAACUGCUGCGACUGCGACGCGACAUGGAUGUGCAGCAAAUGGAUCUGUUGCGCGUAAACAAGGAGAACGAUCUAUCCAAGAGCGAACUGAAGGAAGUCAUGCAGGCGUUGGAGGAGUUGUAUUUGUCCUUCGACCAGAAGAAGACGGAGGUAGAAUCCAAGAUCGCCGAGGUUGAUCAACUCUCGGAAGAAAACAGUAAAAACCGGAACUCUCUGGCGCAAGCCCAGCUAGAACUGCAGCAGGCGCAUGAGAUCUCCCAGAUUCAGAAGCGACGCACCGUGGAAAUGUUGUCUAACAUGUCGACGGAGAUGGCCGACAUUAGUAGCAUCCUGGCCAGCUGCUCCGUCGGCAGCUCGUUCAAGAUGCCCAUACCACAACCACUGGAUAUGGCCGUUAAAAACGAGAAACUAGACGAGGAGUUCAUGGUCACCAAGCUGUCCAUGUCGCGACUGAAGAGCGACAUUCGCAACCUGGUGCAGAAACUGGGACAAGUGGAAAGCAGCAACGCGGACAGUGCGAAGAAACUGGAGGAUCUGGAAAAGGAGCUGAGUGAGACGUCGCUGCGACUGGGCCAGUCGGAUGCCAAGUUGAAAUCGGUACAAGAGUCACUGCGUGUUAAUGAGGAUAAGAAAUUCCAGUUGGAGCAGCAGUUGGAUGGUCUUAACGAGGAACUCACCCGGCUGCAGGCGCAAGAACAACUGAAGACGCACCAGUCAGCCGACCAUCAGGCCUCGGCGGUGGAGAUGCAGGUGCGUGAAGCGGAACUAAAGAAGGCCGUCGACGCGCAGAUGCAACUGCAGCGAGAGCAGCAUCACAAGCAGGUUACCGCGCUACGCGAAGAGAUACACCAGAAGGAGGCCGCGCUGGAGCAACUGCGAGAUGCAAAUGAGAAGACCGCUCUGGCCAAGGAGCAGCUGCAGAAGGAAUUCGAUAAACUCAAGACAGAGGAAGCGGAAAAGAGCGCCAGGCUGCAGGAGUUCAUCAAUCAGAGGGAUUUGACGGAGCAGGCCAAACAGGAUCUGAAGGGCAUGGAGGAAGCAGUAACAAAGGAGCUUCAACAGUUGUACAAUCUGCGCCGUUUGUUCGUGGAUGAACUUCAAAAUCGCAUGAAGAAGAGCCAACUGCAGCAGGCUCAGCAGCUGCUCAAUCAGCAACAACAGCAGCAAAACAAGGAAAACCAGCCCAAGAACGUUCUGGCCGAACUGGAAGAAGACGAACUGGAGGCCGGCGGCAGUCUUGCGCAGCGCCAGAAAGUAGCCUUCCUUGAGAACAACCUCGAACAGCUGACGCGCAUCCACAAACAGCUGGUGCGCGAUAAUGCCGAUCUGCGCUGCGAGAUACCCAAAUUGGAGAAGCGGAUGCGCAGCACAAUGGAGCGCGUCAAAACACUGGAGACAGCGCUGAAGGAGGCCCGGGAGGUGGCCGUCAAGGACCGACAGCGAUACAUGUACGAGGUGGAGCGCAUCAAGGAGGCCGUGCGACAAAAGAACAUUCAACGUCGUGCACAUCAACCCCAAAUCGCCAAAGCCAUACGUGGCGGUGGACAGGCUCCCUCUGCGUCGGGUGCAAUGGCUCCCAUCUCAAGCAACUCCCCUCUGAUGGGAGGCAUGGGCUCCUCUUCCUCCAUGGGCAUCCCCUCGGACGCCGUGCCGAAGAUGUCCAAGAUGUCGGACGCCGAAAUCGCCGCCGGUCUGAAGAACCGCGGGCCUGUGCAGCCCUCGUCCUCCUCGGGCUCCCUCAAAAAUCAGGAGCGCACACCGCUCAUCCCCAAACAGGAGCCCCACAAGUAAGGGCGCAUCUGGGGGUGGGAGGGGCGGUCAUGUUGAUCUGAUCACGCAAAGUUGGCUUUAUUUAUGGCAGGCUAUUAUUUUGUCCGUUUAUGGUUCCUCGAAACCCAUCUUGUCUAUCUUAGCAGAUGGUGCUUUUUUCUACACGCUUUUUAAAUUUUAUCUGUAUUCAUGUCAGACCGUUUCUUGUCUGUUGAGCGUCAUCCGCGUUUUCUUAUUGGAUGCGUCUUUGUUUACUAUUGGUAUAUUAGUUUUCCGGGAUGUCAUCGGUGAGAUGAUGGCGCGCUGGUUGUUUUUCGCUGUGAUAGUGAUGUUUUCAUCAGCGGGCAGUAAAGUGGAUUUUAA